Sinocyclocheilus rhinocerous is the source of this 767-nucleotide messenger RNA. Its product is annotated as cytotoxin 7-like. The coding region runs from base 122 to 409 and encodes 95 amino acids. The record is from RefSeq and is a predicted model, not a curated record. The transcript has 4 exons. Lineage: Eukaryota; Metazoa; Chordata; Actinopteri; Cypriniformes; Cyprinidae.
ACUCCUGAGUACAUGACAAAUAUAUAAGAGACACACACACACACACACACACACAAGUGCUUAUUAUGAACUUACAAUACACUCAAUACUACAUCACUUGGGAGCUCUAAUCGACAGAAUAAUGAAGACUUUGCUGGUGGUGGCCCUUGUUCUUGUUCUGGUGUUGAACUACGGAUCUGCACUGAAAUGCAACCACUGUGUUCCUCAGGGUGGAACGCGCUGCACACAAACUCAAGAGACCUGUGGCUUUGGAAAAGAUGCCUGUAUAGCGGCCAGAUUCAACUUCCCUCCCUUCAUGGGCUUUCGGAGAUGCAGCAGUAUGACGGAGUGUCUUAUUCUCUCGAGUAACACUGCCAUGAAAGUUAAAUGCUGCCAGUCUGAUCUCUGCAACAACAUGGUCAUCAUUUAGACUGACUUCUGUCGACUUAGAACAUGAAACUGCCAUGUUUACCAUAAUACAGAUGUUUAAAGAGGCUUCACCAUCUCUAUUUCUUAAAGCUGCAGUCCGUAACUUUUUUAUAUUUUAUAUAAGUUUUGUAAAUUUUGAACACAAAAAAGUUACGGACUGCAGCUUUAAAGAUUUUGCCCAACAAUAAAUAUCAUAGUUUCAGCAUUUGCCACAGAUGAAUAAUUGUGGAAUAUGUGAAGAAUUUACAAUUGAACUAAAAAAGACUGCACCAGCUAAAUGGCCAUUUCCUUGUUAAUAACAAUGUACAGACUGAUAUUAUUGCUUUUGUGAAUAAAUUCAGGUACAUUUCUAGUUUCAA